This is a messenger RNA of Amborella trichopoda, 1157 nucleotides long. It is a transcript of the gene BUG22, whose product is annotated as cilia/flagella-associated protein. The record is from RefSeq and is a predicted model, not a curated record. Lineage: Eukaryota; Viridiplantae; Streptophyta; Magnoliopsida; Amborellales; Amborellaceae.
CCUUCUCAAUGCACCUCGAUCCCUCUUUUACCUGGGGCUUUAAAAAACCCAUCUCUCAGACUACUUUUCGUAUUUGUUACAGGCACCAGGCGUAUCGGUUAAACCAAAUAAUCCUCAGGAACCUAACAGCGCAAAAUCCAUUGUCGAAACUCGCUUCAGCCCCGAACGACUAAGCCUAAGGUGCUUAUAUUCCCAUGGAGUUUGUUUUGAUUUGAAUUGGCUGUUCCAAAAUUACUUGGAUUUAUUUUCCUCUGCUGUAUUUGAGGCUACAGCUGAUUGCUUGAGAGAAUGUUCAGGAAUACUUUUCAAUCAGGAUUUCUAUCCAUUCUGUACAGCCUUGGGAGCAAGCCUUUGCAAAUAUGGGACAAAGAAGUUGUGAAUGGCCAGAUCAAAAGGCCUCAGGAUGAAGACAUCCAGUCCAAUGUCCUUGAAGUUGUUAGCUCAAAUGUGCAGUCAACUUAUAUUACAUGCCCAGCAGACCCUGCUGCAACCCUUGGUAUAAAGCUUCCUUUCUUAGUUAUGAUUGUGAAGAACCUGAAGAAAUACUUCACCUUUGAGAUUCAGGUGCUGGAUGAUAAGAAUGUUCGCCGGCGUUUCAGGGCCUCAAAUUUUCAAGCAGUUACUCGUGUGAAGCCGUACAUAUGCACGAUGCCAUUGAGGUUAGAUGAGGGGUGGAACCAGAUUCAGUUGAACCUUGCUGAUUACACGAGGAGGGCAUAUGGAACAAACUAUGUCGAGACACUCCGGGUUCAGGUCCAUGCAAAUUGUCGACUUCGGAGGAUUUAUUUCUCUGAUCGUCUAUACUCAGAAGAGGAGCUCCCACCAGAAUUCAAACUGUACCUGCCCAUACAGAAGGCAUAGCACAUUAGAAGACGAAACAUGGUUUAUUGAAAAGCUCCAACUCUUCUUCAUGGCUUCAGUCACUAACAUGCUAUCUGACUUCCUUGAUCUGCAAUUCAUGAAAACCACUGCCAUGCUAUCCACCUCCUUGAUCAUUCAUGAAACCAGACAGGUUCAUUUAGGUUUUAGGGCUUUGAUAUGGCAUUUGCUUUAUUGGAAUUUGCUCUGUACAAAUGUAACUGUUGCUUGGCUGCAACAUGGAUGAUGAUGAUGACAUUAAGAGCAUGUUUGAUUUCUAGAAGAUGCAGUUUUGGAAA